Molecule: messenger RNA, 4459 nt
Organism: Acanthopagrus latus (yellowfin seabream)
Lineage: Eukaryota; Metazoa; Chordata; Actinopteri; Spariformes; Sparidae
Exons: 16
Coding region: 1605-3509 (634 amino acids)
Molecular function (GO): protein binding
Source: RefSeq, a predicted model, not a curated record
CUGCAGGUCCGCACUCCACUCCAGAGAUGUUCCACCGAGAUGCGGGCGUGCUGAGAGCUCAGCUCCGGUCUUAAUCUUCAUUUCCCUCCUAAAAUAAACCCUCUCGGAGCCGCCGGGUGGAUUAUCAUCAGACUGGGCUGUCAGCUGUGUGGUUUAUUGCUGAGGACGGAGCUGGACACCGCCCGGACCAGGAUCUCAGCUCCGUGUCUCUGGGCUGGAGGAGAAGAAGAAGGGAACACAGGACCGGCAGCCUGCAGCCGUGCGCUCUGACGGAUGGAAACGCGCACAUUACCGGAAUAUUUGUGGGGCUUAUUGAAAUGAUUUAAUCGUGUGGAGCACCUGGAGGAGUAGCUGCAUGUGUGUGUCGGUCGUUCAGAGACGCAAACGGAUUCCUGGAUAAGUGAAAAAAAAGGUUAUUUGCGCUCAAGGACACGCGCAGUGCCGCCGGUGGGUGCAGCUGCGGCUUCUUCUCUGGAGCUGGAGAUGAGCGAUAACGGAAUUAAAGGUAUUUAGACUCCCAGCAUGACUUUUCUCUGUCAGGAGAUCCACCCGAGGACUCUGCUCCAAUCAAACAGCGCAUUCACACGGAUGGCACGAGCUCCCACGUCCCUGCUACUUUAAAUACGUUACCGGAGGCUCGUUAAUUGGGCUCUGGGCGGCGAACGGGAGGCUAAUCGAGGAGUUUUUAUUUUUUCCAGGCACCGUGUGACCCGCUCCAUCCACCCACCCUGCUCGUUUGAGGAUCUAUGUGUACGUGAGCGCUGGUGGGGUUUUGCGCGGUGAGACCACCCGCACCUGGAUCCCCGGUUCGCCCCCCUUUUCUUCUUCUUCUGCUUGAUUGCGCGCACGUCUGUUCCGGUAAUUCUGCUGCUGUCCGGUCCCACACACACACACACACAUACACAUACACAUACAUACACACGUUUAUUCAGCCCCAGAAAACUACCAAGAUAGCCUCUCUCUCUCCGUGCUGUGUGGAUGGGAGAGAGGGGGAGCAGGAGUUGGGAUAAGCCGCCGACUCGUUGUGAUUUAACUCAUCCGUUCGCGGACGCAUCGGGAGCGGAAGACGGAGGGAUUGUGGAGAAAAGGGGACAAGACGAGCAGAAGAGGAGGAGAGCUGGAGAUCGAUGAAGGUGUCAGGAAGGACUGAUCUGGCAACCAGAUGACAGAAAGGUAGGAGGGUGCCCUUGUUAGCUUGUCAUCCUGUUGUAACCCCCGAGGCCGGUGAUGUGACCGGAAUGUGAAUUCACCACAAACAGGACCGACUCUACCUGAGAUCUCCCUGCGUCCCCCGACAAACUCAGGGAAUCUUGGCACACUUUGACAGACAGCUGGCUGAGCCAAUGACAGACUGCCAGGACCUUUAAACGCACAUCUGCAGGGGUCAAACCUACGUGGGCGCGUGCACCACGACGUACGUGCACGUGAACCCGGAUGAGCGCCUGCACUGUUCGCUGCCCUGCGAGAAGAGGACGGCCGCCCUCCCUGCUGAAGAGGCUGUUGCGCAUCAGAUCCAGUCACCGCGUCACAGCUGGACUCGGUUCUGAUCGGCUCCGAUUGAUAAAGAAAUACUGAAAACCUUCAGAAUCAGCAGGACAGUAGCCAUGGAUGUCGUCUGCCCCCUCCUGCUCUUCUUCCUCCUCUUCAUCCUCCCCUCUGGCACCUCCUCCAUGCUGUGUCCGAAGCGGUGCACCUGCCAGAACCUGCUGCCGUCCUACACGGUGCUGUGUGCCAAGACGGGCCUCCUCUUCGUCCCGCCCAACAUCGACCGGCAGACGGCCGAGCUCAGGCUGAUGGACAACUUCAUCACAACGCUGAGGCACCGCGACUUCGCCAACAUGUCCAGCCUGAUCCACCUGACGCUGAGCAGGAACACCAUCAGUCAGAUCCGGCCGUACGCCUUCGCCGACCUCCAGGACCUCCACGCUCUCCACCUGGACGCCAACCGCCUCACCGUCCUGGACGACUCCCACUUCCAAGGCCUGGUGAACCUGAGGCACCUCAUCCUCGCCAACAACCAGCUGCACAGCAUAUCAGAGGGAGCCUUUCAGGACUUCCUGGAGACACUGGAGGACUUGGAUUUGAGCUACAACAACCUGGUGGACAUCCCCUGGGACACCAUCGCCCUGCUGGUCAGCGUCAACACCCUCAGCCUCGACCAUAACCUCAUCGAGAGCGUCCCCGAGGGGAUCUUCUCCAACCUGCACAAACUGGCCAGACUGGACAUGACAUCCAACAAGCUCAAGAAGAUUCCUCCAGACCCGCUGUUCCUGCGGAUCCCGGUGUACGCUAAGAUGAAGGGUUCUCCCCUCACGGCGCUGGUGCUGAGCUUCGGUGGGAACCCUCUGCACUGUAACUGCGAGCUGGUGUGGCUUCGCAGACUGACCAGAGAGGACGACCUGGAGACCUGCGCCUCACCUAAAGACCUGGCUGGCAAAUACUUCUGGACCAUAAGAGAGGAGGAGUUUGUGUGCGAGCCUCCGAUGAUAACUCGUCACACCUCCAAGAUGUUUGUGAUGGAGGGUCAGGAGGUGAGCCUGCGCUGCAAGUCCAUCGGAGAUCCCGAGCCGUCGACACAUUGGGUCAGUCCUGACGGAAAGCUGAUCGGUAACACGACCAGAACCGUCUGCUACGAGAACGGCUCGCUCGACAUCCUCAAGGCCUCGGUCAAGGAUUCUGGAAAGUUCACGUGCAUCGCAUCUAACGCAGCCGGGGAGGCCACCGCUCCUGUCGAGUUAGUCGUCAACCCAUCGCCACACUUUGACCCUAAACUGGACCCUGACCCGGGGCCUUCAGACAUCCCCACAUCUAUCAAGUCCAACGUGAGCGGAGGUCAGGCGCGGUCCGACCAGCAGAGGGUCAGCGUGUCGCAUCUAACAUCCAGUUCUGCUACCAUCAGAUGGCCCCCGCAGAACCACAUACCAGGAGUCCGCAUGUACCAGAUCCAGUACAACAGCUCUACAGACGAUAUACUUAUAUACAGGAUGAUCCCAGCCAACCACAAGAACUUCCUGCUGAGUGACCUGGCAUCAUCACGGGACUACGAGCUGUGUGUUCUGGCUGUGUACGAUGACGGCAUCACCGCCCUGACCGGCACCAAGCUGGUGGGCUGCGUGUCCUUCAGCACGGAGCGGGAGUACGGAGACUGUCACUCCAUACGAGACCAGUUCCUGGGAGGCACCAUGAUCAUCAUUAUUGGCGGGAUCAUUGUGGCCUCUGUCCUCGUCUUCAUCUUCAUCCUCCUGAUGAAGUACAAGCUGCACAGUAACCACUACAAGCAGAAGGCCGCCGCACGCCACGCCAACGUCUGCUCCCAGACCAAUGGAGGAGGAGGAGGAGGAGCCAACGUCCUCGCUCUGCCUCCAUCGUCCUCCUCUGCAGGGCAGGGUGGCGCUAAUAAAAACUCCCAACCGUCGUCGUCAACAGAGGGGAUGGGAGGAGCGUCUCUUCGAGGGACGACUGUAGUGGAUUUAAAUCCCACCCAUGACGAUGACGCCAUCUCCCAAUAACACACGAGAAACUGUCAAUCAAAUCCACAACCCACCAAUCUCUUAGUCCAAACCAAUACUCCACUCCCCCCCUAUUUUUUUUUUUUUUUUUAUUUGUUGCUGGUGCCUGGAGCCAAACUCCACUUUUACGCCGAGGAGCAGCUCCUGUCAUUGAUUUACUUACAUUCAAGCGUCACAGCGCUGGAGGGAGAAGAGGCGGGAGAGGUGCCCCCAUGUGUUGCAUGGUCCUGUCCUUCUAGUGAGACCCAACGAUCAGGUAUUCAACCCAGAGACACAUCCUACGAUCUGAUGGCAGCCCAUACCAGUACCAGACGGGAUGUGACGUGGGCAGCCAGAGGAGGAUACGCAGUUUACCUGUUGGCAUGCAAAGUCUCCCAACGCUGGGACUGGACGUGUUGGAUACAGGUCAGGCUCUGGGCUUCGAACCCGGCUCACAUUUGGUGCUUAACUGGGGCUUGAAACCUUGGAUCACAGGGAUCAGAGCGAACACGGUCCGGAACCUCUUCUUCUUUUCUGAAGGAAGUGUCCAAUGAUCUGACCGGGCUUCGAAGGGUGUCGGGUGGAUUUAGUCUCUGCAUUUGACAGUUGGAAUCCAUGCGGACACUAAAUCCUGCUUUGGGAAUAUACCGAAGGGAUUACUUUGGAUUUGGGAAAAAAAAACCAUUUUGUGACAUUUUUCCAGGAUGUUCUUGAUUGUCGUUAGUCAGUGUUCGGUGGCACCGCUCCUUCUCUUUCCCCCAACAUACAGUCAUAUGCCAAAGGAUUACUACAGUAUUAUGACAGCCGUGUUAAAUUGUUGGGAGAAGAUGCGGACUUGCGAAAGCAUACCUCUCUAAUAUCUCUUAGCAGACGAAGAGAAAAAACGUUUUUGGGCCUUGGAUUGAAAAAAUACGAGCACAUUGUCGAAGUCUUGUCUCGAAGCAUCAAUAAUAAUAAACUGUCAAACUAAA